This is a messenger RNA of Ascochyta rabiei, 744 nucleotides long. RefSeq lists its product as uncharacterized. The transcript has 3 exons. Lineage: Eukaryota; Fungi; Ascomycota; Dothideomycetes; Pleosporales; Didymellaceae. The coding region runs from base 1 to 744 and encodes 247 amino acids. The record is from RefSeq and is a predicted model, not a curated record.
AUGGCUUAUAUGAGGCCUCGCCAAUUUGCGCCGUUGAAUCCGGAGAAGAAGAAGGCAGGGGACAAGCGACCUAUCCUGAAAGGCAUCGUUUUCGAUGUCGACGGGACACUGUGUCUUCCUCAAAACUACAUGUUCGCGGACAUGCGGUCUGCUCUCGGCAUUGAAAAAGGCACAGAUAUCCUAGACCAUAUCUACUCUCUGCCCGAUGGCAAGCAGGAACAAGCCCAAGAAAAGGUCCGAGACAUCGAGCGCACCGCAAUGAAGAAGCAGAAGCCACAAGCCGGUCUUGUUGAAUUGAUGGAGUACCUAGACUCACGAGGCCUGAAGAAAGGCAUCUGUACACGCAAUUUCGACGCGCCAGUCGAACACCUCCUAACUACGUUCCUGCCCUCGUCGGAGUUUAGCCCUGUCGUCACGCGCGAAUUUCGUCCCCCUAAACCAGACCCUGCUGGCAUCCUGCAUAUUGCCAAACAGUGGAUGCACGAAGACGGUGGUGACAGUCUGAUCAUGGUCGGCGACUCCAUCGAUGAUAUGACGGCCGGCUUCCGUGCAGGAGCCGCCACCGUGCUACUUGUCAAUGAUGUCAACAGGCAUCUUGCUGAGCACCGACACACGGAUCUGGUGGUAAACCAGCUCGACGACCUGAUCGAGAUCCUGGAGAAUGGCUUUGAAGGCAGAGUUGAGGCUGACCAAGGGGAUGUUGACGCAAAGGGUCUAGUGGAGGAAGCUACCAAGAAGAGCUGA